Molecule: messenger RNA, 1692 nt
Organism: Parathielavia appendiculata
Lineage: Eukaryota; Fungi; Ascomycota; Sordariomycetes; Sordariales; Chaetomiaceae
Product: Zip-domain-containing protein
Exons: 10
Coding region: 1-1692 (563 amino acids)
Biological process (GO): zinc ion transmembrane transport
Cellular component (GO): plasma membrane
Molecular function (GO): zinc ion transmembrane transporter activity
Source: RefSeq, a predicted model, not a curated record
AUGCGUUUUCAAAGUACUUUAGGGCACUAUGCCCUUUCCUUCGCCGUGCUGACGGGCACGGCUGGAGCCACUGCUGGUGUGACCUCUCCGCCAGAGAGAAUCAGGAGACAGGCGUCAAUCACAGCUGUGAGUGCAUGCCAUAUGCACCAGACGGUUCAAUACUGCAUGGUGGGAACAGCCGAGUAUCGCAUCCUGGCGACUGCAACCACAAAUCUGCCGUCAUCCUACACGGACUGCCACGCCCAUGCUACCGAGACGUGGUGCAUGAAUCCCAACGGUGGCGAGGUCGAGGUUACAACCGCCUCGCCCACUCCAACUGCUGCCACCAGCAGCACGAGCAUUACGGCCGUCACGGACUGCCACAUGCACGGUACCGAAGUCUUCUGCUUGGCCGACGCCACAGAGUACAGAGUCGACACAACCGUGACAGCAACACAGGACCUCCCGCCUGCCUACACUGACUGCCACAGCCACGGCUCAGACACAUACUGCCUCUCGCCAUCGGGAGACGACAUUCAGGUCUCUCUUGCCUCAGAAGAAGAUGACGGCCAUGCCGAAGAGCCCGCCGAAGAGAACUGCCACUUCCAUGCCGGAGUCGAGCACUGCGUUGGCGCUGGCGAGUCGGAGAGUGGAGGUACUCGCAGCUGCGAGCGGACUGACCGCGAGUACAAUGUGCCCCUGAGAGUCGGCCUCUUGUUUGCCAUUCUCAUCACCAGCUCUAUCGGCGUUUUUGCGCCCAUCGUCCUGGCCAAGUACCUGGACACGAGAGCAAACACCCUUCUCCUGGUUGUCAAGCAGUUCGGCACGGGCGUCAUCAUGUCGACCAGUCUGGUGCAUCUGUUCACGCACGCCGAGCUCAUGUUUGGCAACGAGUGUCUAGGGGGGCUGCAGUACGAGGCCACCACGGCUGCCAUCGUCAUGGCCGGGCUCUUCCUCUCCUUUCUCGUUGAGUAUCUCGGCUACCGCGCCGUCAAGUGGCAGGCCCGCAGGAAGGCAGGCUCGAUGAUGCCGACGCCUGAAGGCCUCAAGUCGAUCGAGAUGGUCAGCAUCUACGUCAUGGAAGCCGGCGUCGUCUUCCACUCGAUAAUCAUCGGCGUCACCCUGGUCGUAGCCGGCGACAGCUUCCUGCUGACCCUGUUCGUGGUCAUCGUAUUCCACCAAAUGUUCGAGGGCCUCGCGCUGGGCAGCCGCAUCGCAGCGCUGGGGACGGGCCAGGCGAACCCGGUCCUGUCCGUCCUCGGCCACUCGCACGGUCCCAGUCACGGUCACAGCCACGGCUAUACUAAGGCUCCGGCGGGAAGCGAAGAGGAGACCAUUGCUACUACGAAGCACGAUGGCGGCGGACACACCGCGCAGCAUGGAGAGAAUGGAACGGCGCUGUUCCGCGUAUCCAUGGCGAAGAAGAUCUCGCUCGCCGUCGCCUUUGCGCUGGUCACGCCCCUCGGCAUGGCCAUUGGCAUUGGCGUGCUCGGCGUUUUUAAUGGCAACGAUCCGGAGACCAUUGUGGCCAUUGGCACGCUCGACGCCUUCUCGGCGGGCAUCCUGCUGUGGGUUGGCGUGGUCGAGAUGUGGGCUGCCGACUGGGUGUUUGGGGGCGGCAUGACGGAGGCCAGCUCGCUGAUUACCUGCUUGGGUCUGGGCGGGUUGGUGUCUGGUAUGGUGAUCAUGAGCGUGCUGGGGAAGUGGGCUUGA